Molecule: messenger RNA, 821 nt
Organism: Dalotia coriaria
Lineage: Eukaryota; Metazoa; Arthropoda; Insecta; Coleoptera; Staphylinidae
Gene: mRpS26
Product: mitochondrial ribosomal protein S26
Exons: 1
Coding region: 106-756 (216 amino acids)
Cellular component (GO): mitochondrial small ribosomal subunit
Source: RefSeq, a predicted model, not a curated record
UUUCAAUGAUUCAAAUAAAUAUUUUGACAGUCGAUUUUUAGCAACAUGCUAGUUUUUAGGUUAUCUAUGUUUAGGCUAGUCUAACAUUAUCUAAGAAACUCAAAAAUGUUGCGCUUAGCACAAAAUAUUCCCAAAACUUUGCAAAUUACCUCAGAACCACUCAGUAACUUGCAAUCUGUACGAUGGCGAAAACCACGAUGGGUUCCUAUUGCAAAAAGCAAAAUUUUUCGCAUUCCAGAACGUCCUGUUGUGCCAGAAAUCGAAACCGAAGAAAUGAAACGUUUAAACAACCAUUACCGUACACAAAUUAAAAGCAUUCGCCGUUACUUAACGAAGCAAUAUGAACAAGCAACUAUGCAAACUGUUGACCCAGAAGUGUUAAAGAAGGCAUUUGAAGAGGACUUUGCAAAAUGUAAUGCACUCAAUGAUGAAUGGAAUGAAAACCAACAGAAAGUCAGAGAGGCAAGAUAUGCCAAGGAUUUGGAGAGUGAUAUCAAAAUCGCCGAGCAGCGACUCACUGAAAGAAAGAAAAUCAACCAAGAGAAGUUUAUGCAGGCUGAGGAGAUUGUCAAGUCACAGAAAGCAAUUGCACACACAUUUAUCACUAGGGAUAAUAUUGAUGCAGCUAUUGAAAAGGCAAUUAGCUCAGAAAUUGAUCAUAACUUUGCUAUUGAUUUAGAAGGAAACAAAAUCAUAGGAAGACAUACCAAACCAGAACCUUCAAAAGUAGAUGAAAAAAUUAGCAUAAAACAAUAAAAUAGAAUUAACUUAUACCUCAACUAUGUUUUAAAAGCAUUUGUUAAUAAAAAUAAUAUAAGUAA